AUGAAGUUUGGCGAGUCGCUCAAUGAGAGUUUGGUGCCUGAAUGGAAAGAGCAAUAUGUUGAUUACAAGGCAGGUAAGAAGAUCAUCAAGAAGGUUACUCAGUUGUAUGAGGAGAUCAACGGACGCAAGACCUCUGACGUGACCCCACUAUUGAAUCCGUUGGACGCUGAUACCAACUACGUUCAUGAUGUUCCAGAGGAGGACCUUGGCGAGCUGGCACUUUACAACCAUGCUGAAACGAACGCUCGCCGCAGACAGUCGAUAUUCAAUCUCUCGAUGAAAUCAGCCAAAAACAAGAAGGAAGACUAUUAUAAUGAGCGAACCAAUUUCACCACCUGGGUCAAUGAGGAGUUGGAAAUGGUUAAUCGAUUCUAUGUGGAGAAGGAGAAAGAGAUUUAUGAACGGUUUCUUGUGCUUGAGGAUCAGUUCUAUCAGUUGAAAGAGCACCGGUUGCAGAUGUCUAAACGUCAACUGGAGGACGCCCACCAUGCGAAGAAUCCCGUCAAUGUCAAUGUGACCGGCUGGUAUGCGGAAUUACGUCGCAGAUUGUUGCCGGUAGCGAGGUAUGAGUUCCCAUCGUUACCAUCUGCCACAUUCUUGGAGAAAUGGAAAUCCAAGAAGAACAAGCUGGACGAUGUGCGCAUGUCCACAAACGUGGCUGCUGACGAGAUUGAGUACUAUCCAAACUUGCGAGAGAACCGUAUCCGUAACGGAGAUCUGAUCUCUGACACCGAUGACCUGCUGAUCGGCAGCAAUCAGGACAAUGUUCUCCAGCAACGGCCCUCCUCCGAGCAACGGACCAGAAUGAACAGAAGAGACUAUGUGGUCAAGAAAAAGUUUGACGUGCCUUAUUUUUAUGCAAGAAAGCAGCUUAAAAGGGCAUUGAUCGAGCAUUACCGGUCCAUUUCAUUGCUCAAGUCGUACCGAGUGUUGAAUCGUACUGCGCUUCGAAAAAUCACUAAGAAAUUCGAUAAGGCCAUUCUGGCAAAGAUUUCCAAGGACUUCAUGGACAAGGUUGACAAAGAAGCAUACUUCCAGACCAGUGAGGUGCUAGACAAGAUCGCCAGCAGAAUCGAAGACUUAUUUCUUACGUUCUUCGACGCAGAAAAGACAGAUAAAAAACAUGGCUUGGAAAAGUUGCGUAGUGCUACCUAUGCAUACAACAACGCCGAUAUCAGAUUGCCUCUGUUUUACAAACCAGUUUUUGGCUCUGGAUUGUUUCUAGGUGUUGGAGUUCCUUUGCUCAUCAUUGCACUUGUCUCUGGACUCGAGAAGACUCUUGACAAGGAACUUCCAGAAGGCAAGUUUUUGUUGCAGAUCUGGGGUGGAUUCUUUAUGAUGAACCUCAUGUUACUCCUCAUUGGCCUCAACUUCCUCGUUUUCACCAAGUUCAAGAUCAACUACAAAUUCAUUUUUGAGUUCAAUUUGACCACAGCUUUGGACUACAAACAAUUUCUAUUAUUGCCCAGUUUUGGCUUCGGCAUAUUGGGAAUCCUUUGCUUUCUCUCAUUCCAGAACUAUUGGCCUAACGUUUUUCCAGGACGGGACUUUCCGUUGCUCUACCUUGGAAUUUGUCUUGCAGUGUUUCUCUGGCCAGGUGCUCAAUUCUACCCUGCUAGUCGAAAGUGGCUCCAGAUUGCCUUGUGGAGAAUCAUAUGCUCGGGAUUGUAUCCUGUCGAAUUCAGAGAUUUUUCUGGUGGAGACUGGUUCUGCUCCUUGACAUAUUCUAUGGGUAACUUAUCUUUUUUCUUCUGUCUUUACGCCAGAGACUGGAGGGGAUUAUUGCGUGGAGGCAUAGCCCGGAGCAAAUCCAAAUGUGGAUCGGACAAUUCACAUCUAAUGGGAUUUCUAGCUGCGUUACCUUCAAUCUGGCGUUUGCUCCAAUGUGUUCGGCGUUUCAUGGAUUCCGGAGAUGCUUUUCCCCAUUUGGCAAAUGUGGUCAAGUACCUGGUCGGCGUGGCACAAUACGCUUUGCUUAGUAUGUGGAGAAUCGAUAGAUCUCAAGGAUAUCGAGUAUUAUUUAUAAUUGUUGCCUCCGUCAACUCUAUUUAUUGUUCCCUUUGGGACAUCAUCAUGGACUGGUCCUUGGGCCAGACAAAUUCUAAGAACUUUUUGCUUAGAGACCACUUGUUUUUCGGCAAUCCAGCUUAUUACUAUACUGCGAUAGUGCUCAAUGUGAUCUUGCGGUUUCAGUGGAUCUUCUAUGCUUUUUUCUCCCACCAGAUCCAGCAGCUGGCCGUGACUAGUUUUGCUAUUGCUGUGGCAGAGAUAAUCCGUCGUUUCAUCUGGUUUUUCUUCAGAUUGGAAAACGAACAUUGCACCAAUGUCAUUCUUUUCAGAGCGUCACGCGACUCUCCUUUGCCCUACAUGGUGACUUCCAAGGUGGAGAGAGCUAUUAAGAAGUUGGUCGUUGCACGGUAUGAGAAACAUCUGUCCAUGGAGAACGAGUUUUCCAUGGAUGCCGUGGAGCGGACCGGUCAGCCUUCCGUGGGAAGAACCACCGCUUACAGUGGAAGCACUGCAACAAAGGUCUACGACGAAGAACAAUCUAUUGAUGGACGGAGCGAAAUUGAGAAUCGUCUUGCACGUCGGAAGUCUACGUUUACGACCAUCUCAGCUGCGUUGAAUCGUGCCCAUAUCAAGGAUUUCCAGAGAAAGAAGCUUACGAUGCAGAUUGACGAAAGUGACGAGGACGAGGAUGAUGACGACGACGCAGGACUGAUAACAUGA
This is a messenger RNA of Sungouiella intermedia, 2730 nucleotides long. NCBI's taxonomy places the organism in Eukaryota, Fungi, Ascomycota, Pichiomycetes, Serinales, Metschnikowiaceae. The record is from the annotation of a GenBank genome assembly.